AACAAUUUCUCGAACGUAAACCUCACCACAAAUUCUGCUGCCCCAGUGCUCCUUCAGCAAGCUGCCCGAAACCUCACCGACACGAUGCCUCCCAACCAGAUGACAAAGGGUGAUGCUUCUCGCAUCCAGGCUGGCCGGGCCAAGGCCGGGGGCGACAUGUCCUCUAACGGCUUCUCAGCACGUGCUCAAUCUGCUGGUGAUCGAAAUUCGAAUGUCAACUUUGGCACCACCAACACCUCUUCCGGAUUUGGCAAUGCUGGUAUUGGAGAUGGAAAGCCAGGUGGUGGAGGUGGUGGCAGUCGUGCUGGAGCUAAGUAGCUGAGUUGGGACAAAAUGCUGGUGAGAGUUCAAUAAUGAGGGGACUUGGACAUUCUUUUUGGAUCAAUGCUUGUUAGUCAUGGAAUUUGCAUUGGAAAGAGAUGGGCUCCGGGAAAGGAGGCUUUGGCACUAUUUGUUCAGACACCUUGUGGUUGAAAACUG
This is a messenger RNA of Hyaloscypha bicolor E, 480 nucleotides long. RefSeq lists its product as uncharacterized. NCBI's taxonomy places the organism in Eukaryota, Fungi, Ascomycota, Leotiomycetes, Helotiales, Hyaloscyphaceae. The transcript has 2 exons. The annotation marks the transcript as partial. The record is from RefSeq and is a predicted model, not a curated record.